UGUUCUUUGUUCUCUCUAUAUUUCGUCAUUGUUAAUACUUUGCCUUUGUUAACAACAUAUUUAGUGAAAAUUUAAUUCAAUUUCAUUUAUUUUGAAAUUGUUGAACGUUUUAAAAUCGUAAUAAAAUAAAUGUUUUUUUGAAUAGAGAGGGAUUUUCGGGAAAAUUUUUAUCUUUGGUACAUCGAUCAUCGAGUAUAAUGGCUGAGCAACACAUUAAAAGAGAGGAACAGUCAAAUAUUUUUGAAAAAAUGAGUACCAAUGCAAAAGCACAUGAAAUCAAUAAAGAAGAACCACAACAAAAACGAGUUAAAUUUUCUACUAACGAUUUUCUUGAAGAACUAAAAAUACUUGAAAAUAAAGAAAUCAAAACCGGUGUUAUUAAUUGCAACAAUGCACUUGUAACCAUUGACAAUCAGGAAAUUAAUCUUCUCAACAUUACUACCGAAGUAAUUUCAAAAAUAAAAUUUAAUGAUACAUCUAACGAUGUUGAGAAUAAAGAAAAUAUGCAUCCAAAAAUUCGUAAAUCACUACAAAAACAUCUUGUAAAUUUUAGUUCAUUUCUAAAUUAUCUUGGCCAAUCAAUAACAAUAAAAGAAUUGGGUGAAAAUAAUCAUGCAAUUCCUUAUAAAUUUAUUGUUUAUCAAGAAAAUGAUUUUCGUCUUCCACGUGAAAAUAUUCAUAAAGAAAAUUUAAAUAAUUUUUUAAUUAUCAUUUGUCCAACCAAUUGUCAAGGUGGCGUUUUAAAUUUUCGUCAAUUAAAAAAGAAAAUUUCGAUAAACAACAAUAAUAAUAAUAAUAUGUUAAAUUACAUUAUUUUUGGAAUUCAAACACAAUAUGAAAUUUCCAAAAUUAUUAAAGGCAUGCGCAUUUUAAUUUUAUUUAAAAUUUUUAAAAGUCCUUUAGAAAUAAAAUCAAAUGAUUUUACCAUUAAUGAUGAAGGAAAAUUAAGAAAUCUAUUAAAAAAUAUGACUGAAAAAAAUGUUUUAAUUCCAAUAACAGAAAAGAAUGUUGUACAAAAAAUUUGCGACGAUCUUGAAAUAGAAUAUCAACAAGUUUAUUCAAAUGAAGAAUGUCCAAAUAUUGUUUACGAUGAUAUUUCUGAUAAUGAUCAAUUAGAUUAUCGUCCCUAUGAAUAUCUUGAUUUUGAUGAUUUAAUUCAGUGUUCAACAAAAUUUACCGUUGGAAAAUAUAUUAAUUUUUCAAAACCACAAAUUAAUAGUGAGAUUUUAACAAGAAGCUACAGUAAAUAUGAUCGUCGAUCAGAUGAAAGCUAUGAAAUUGAUUAUUAUUCUUUUAUUUUAAUUAAUCCUUGCGAUGGCAUAAAAAAUUAUUAUUGAAAUGCGUUAAAAAAAAUCGUUUUUUUAAAAAAUUAUAUUCAACACUAAAAAGAAGAAAUUUUUUUUUUUAAAUAUAAAA
Molecule: messenger RNA, 1416 nt
Organism: Leptopilina boulardi
Lineage: Eukaryota; Metazoa; Arthropoda; Insecta; Hymenoptera; Figitidae
Exons: 3
Coding region: 198-1337 (379 amino acids)
Source: RefSeq, a predicted model, not a curated record